Platichthys flesus (European flounder) is the source of this 2261-nucleotide messenger RNA. Its product is annotated as nucleolus and neural progenitor protein-like. Bases 115 to 2037 code for a protein of 640 amino acids. The record is from RefSeq and is a predicted model, not a curated record. Gene Ontology annotation, biological process: positive regulation of Notch signaling pathway. The transcript has 13 exons. Gene Ontology annotation, cellular component: nucleus. Lineage: Eukaryota; Metazoa; Chordata; Actinopteri; Pleuronectiformes; Pleuronectidae.
GACAGGGUGAAAGUGCAGCUGGGGACAAAGUGUGUGGACGCUUCAGUGUGUGUCCCCGCCUCGGAGACACGUGUCCACACCGCUGUGAUCCUCACGCAUGGAGCCGGUGGAGACAUGAACGUCCCUCAGCUCGUGUCUCUGUCUCGCGCCCUGGCUUCAAGUGGCGUCAUCUGCCUGCGCUUCACCUGCAGAGCUCUGAACCUGAGCUACAGGGUGAAGGUGUACCACGCUGUGUGGGACUAUUUGAAAUCACUGCAGAGGUUUAACAUCAGGCACAUAUUCGUUGGAGGCAGGUCAAUGGGGAGUCGUGCCGCUGCAGCUUUAGCCCGGCAGCUGAGUGAGGGAACAGAGGGAGCAGUGCAGGGGGUCAUCUGCCUGUCUUUCCCUCUGCACCCCCCAGGACAGACCCACGCCCACCGCCAGCGGAGUGAGGAUCUCAGGGCGCUGCCGGAACACGUGCCAGUGCUGUUUGUGUCGGGCACCAGGGACAACAUGUGUGAUAAGGUGCUUUUUGACAGGAUGGUGACAGAGUUAAAGGCUCCAACUGAGGUUUACUUGGUAAAAGGAGGCACCCAUGGGCUGACAAGCAGCAUGGCAGCUGAACCGUGGAACAGAGUAAACAUCUCUUUCCCUGGAGCUGUUUCUAGCGUCCGGGUACCUUUCAGCUCAGCUACAGGCACAAACGUUGCAGCUGUGUUGGGGGAAAACGCGAAGGUCCUCAAACUGCUCCGCAGUGAGAUUCUUCAGACGGAGGUUCGAGUCCUCUACGAGCUGCUGUACAUCCUCAACAACAGCUUCAGAGGAAACAAGACGCUCAAGGGUCUGAAGCAGGUGGAACAAUGUGUGAACCGGCUGAAGAACAUGAAGCUGGACGUGGCGCUUGAUGAACUGACUUGUCUGUGUCCCAACAGGAUUCAAAGAAAUCUCAGCAUCAAGACCGGUAACUGUGAUGUUCCCAGUCAGCCCAUGCUGGAGUGGCUCUCCCUCAAGGUGCUGGGAGCCGCCCAGCUGAUGAGCUGCACGCUGGACCGCUGCUGCAGAGCCUUCUCACUCUCACAUCAGCACAUGAAAUGUGAGGAGUUCGUUAUCUUGAAUUUGGUGAUAACCAGCUUGCUCAGUCGUCUGUGGGUGAUAUUCCGUGGCGUCCUGGCCAGCCUGUCCACUCUGUACCAGCAGCUCUUGGAGUUCCUCAGAGAAGUCGCCCAGGCUCAGCCCAUGCCCUUCCUCACAGCCUUCUCCCUGCCCCCAGAUGUGACUCAGCUCCUGAGUCCCUCUCACGCACUGAUACUGAUCAAAAGACCAAAGCCUGGUUCCCACGCCAAAGAACACAAGGAGAUGCAGAAGAAGGAGAAGAGUUCUACUGCUAGAGUCAAGAAACGUGGACAGAAGGGGAGGGUUAGGGAAGAUCUGGGUGUGGCCAUUGAAAGAGGUCUAGUUCAUGACACAGACAUGAAGCCAUUUCUGCAAGAUUUCAGGAACUUUCAAGAGACGCCUAACAAGACAGACGGGACACUGACAUUCAAGAAACUAGUGGGAGAAGCGACUUCAUUCACAGACAUGGCGGCUUGUCUGGAAGAACAGAUCACAUGGUGUAAAUCCCACCAGAGAAAAAAGGAAAAACGUCUUUUAACAUUCCUGCGGUUGAAGUGCCACAAGAUGACGUGCCUGGAGGCUGCCGGCUACAAUGUCGAGAGGAAGUUGCCGAGCUUCAGACGGGAAGCUCUCUUGGCUUCAUCUCUUCAGGGUUCAGCGCCGAGGACCUUCCGCCUCUCUGCCUCCCUGAAGAUGAAUCCUCGCCGGAGAGCGCGUUUUCAUUACCUCAGGAGACAAUUAAGGUUUUCAACAAUCAAGACUGGUGUAAAAAAGAAACUCCUGAGGAUGGAAAGGAGGAGGAGGAGCAGAACGUGUGAGUUAACAGCAUCUGGACCCACAGAGGAAGAAGAAAGUAGCAGGACCACACAUAAGGAGACGCCUCAGACUGUUCACUGUGAAGGCCAAGAUGACAUUGAUGAUAUUUUUGCCUCUGUAGGUUUGUAAUACUUUGAAACAAACUCAGUGCGAGCAGCUGAGCUAUGGACUCUGAAUGAUCACAACAGGGAUGUGACUUGAAGUGAACCUCAGUCAGUAAAACAGAUUUUAACUGGUGAUAUUUUCAAAGCAGGAAAAGUUUAAGAGAUAUAACAGUGGAGAUCAACAGUUAUUUUUGAUACCAGAAUACAGGAGUUUGUGCCUUAGAUGUAAUAAAACCUUUUUAUUAUUGA